Clavispora lusitaniae ATCC 42720 is the source of this 2001-nucleotide messenger RNA. RefSeq lists its product as uncharacterized. NCBI's taxonomy places the organism in Eukaryota, Fungi, Ascomycota, Pichiomycetes, Serinales, Metschnikowiaceae. The record is from RefSeq and is a predicted model, not a curated record.
AUGAAUGAUAUGGCUACGGACUUAGCUAAGCUUAAUCAAAGGAACACAACAAAGAUGGCAAAAAAGUUGAGUGUUGGUCAAAAGAAUUUCGCAAACUGGACCAUGUACAUCAUGUCUAAAUUUGUGGACCAUUUUGAUCUCAAUACGGAGGAGACAAAAAUGAUUGAAAAUUUGGGGGCCCAUGGUGUGGAGGUGUGUGAUUUGACAGGAAGUUUGCUUCAAACGCAUAUAAAGGAUACCCGUUUGGAGAAAGUGACCAAAAAUUUUGACCUUCGAUGGGUGCUCAUUUGUGAUUUGCUCCUUCUUCUUUUAAGUGAUGGGUACUUUGAUAGUAGAUCACGCACUCUUUUAUUUCAAUUUGCAGAGUACUUGGAAAUAAAGCCCUUGGAAGUUCGUCAAUUUGAGCGAAGAUUGGUCGAGUGUCUAGAAAUGGACACUAGUAACAAAACCAUCGAAAACAAAGACGAGAUGUUGAAAGACAACCUGUUCAUCCGCAAGCAUAUUCAGAAGAACAAGAAGAAAAGGCUUGCAUAUAUCGGUUUAGCUACUUUGGGUGGCUCAUUAGCCAUUGGUCUUUCAGCUGGAUUGUUAGCACCGGUUAUAGGUGCUGGAUUAGCAGCAGGUCUAACAACAGUUGGCAUAUCAGGAACAAGUGGUUUCCUUGCUGGUGUUGGUGGAAGUGUUGUUAUCACUACAAGUGGUGUAGCUAUAGGAGCUAAAGUUGGUUCGAAAGCUGGUUCUAGGAGAGUGGGAGAUGUCCAAACAUUUGAACUCAAACCAUUGCACAACAACAAGCGUGCAAAUCUCAUAUUGACUGUGAGUGGAUGGAUGAAUGGUCAAAUGGAUGACGUUCGUCUUCCGUUUUCUACUGUUGACCCUGUGAUGGGAGACAUUUUCUCACUCUUGUGGGAACCUGAAAUGUUACAGUCAAUGGGACAAACCAUUGGCAUUUUGGCAUCAGAAGCAUUAAGUACAUCAAUUCAGCAAAUUCUUGGUGCUACUAUUUUGACUGCGUUAAUGUCUGCUAUUCAGUUACCGAUGGCGCUUUCCAAGUUAUCUUACUUACUAGAUAAUCCUUGGAACGUGUCAUUAGAUCGGGCGUGGAAGGCUGGAAAGAUUUUGGCUGACACCUUGAUUUCUGGAAACUUGGGCGUUCGUCCAAUUACUUUAGUAGGAUUUUCCCUUGGGUCCCGGUUGAUUUACUCAUGCUUGAUUGAAUUGGCCAGUCGCGGUGGGUUUGGGUUGAUAGAAAAUGUCAUUUUACUAGGCAACCCUGUUACUGUCAAGUAUGAUCAAAUCACUUUGGCUCGCUCAGUUGUAAGUGGAAAGUUCGUCAAUGGUUAUUCCAGAAACGACUGGAUUCUCGGUUACCUUUUCCGUGCUACAGGAGGAGGUUUGGGCACCGUUGCUGGCCUCUCACCGAUCAUCAACACCCCUGGGGUUGAGAAUUUUGACUGUACAGAGUUUGUUGAGGGACACAUGUCUUAUAGACAAUCCAUACCUAAAAUUCUCAAAGCGAUGGACUGGGAAGUUUUGAGUGAAGAAUUCGCUGAAAUAGAAGAGCCGGACGAGGAACAGAAACAACGUCAACGAAAAUUGAUUAGUGAAUUCGACGAGGCAAGGGCCAAAAUGGAAAGGGAAAGCCAAGAAAAGAAUAAGAAAGCUAAGAGUUGGAAAGAUUGGUUCAAUCCAAGGCAAAAAAAUUGGUGGGAGGUUUAUGACAAGGCAUCUAAGAGCGAAAACGCCGAUACAUCGACGACUGAAGAACCUCGUGAAGGUGCAAGUCAGCAAACAAAUCCAGAUCAAAGUGAUGGAGAAUUGCAGCAGGAGCAGGCAGGUACCGCUGAUGCGAUAUUUGAUUUGGAUGCCUUGGCACACGAAGUGAAUGAUAUUGCCAAAAUAGGAGCUUCGUUAGAAGCAGAUGAGGAAUCAUCGACACAAGUUGCAUGUGACCAACCCAAACAGACCCCUGAUUCACAAUCCGAUCUACAUGAUAAAUAA